UGAAAACUUUUGGCAACACUGUAACAAUUAUAUAUUCUAAUUUUGUAUUUCUACUUGUAGUUGAAAAAUUUGCUUAGUUUCGUUAAAAAGUCUCGUAAAUUAAAUAUUAAAAUUGUAUUACUUUGUUUUCAAGUUUGAAGCCGCUGCUUUAAUUUUGUCCUUAUGGCUCAGAAUGCCAUCGAACCUAUGCAAGUGGAUGCUCCUCCUGAAGAUAACGAUAACAAUGAAGAAGAUAGUUAUAUUGUAGAAAACCCAACUCUGGACCUAGAGGUGUAUGCAAAUAACUAUAUAGGUCUUGCAAAGUUGUAUCGCCUCAUUUAUGUCAUUGAUCAUUGCCCCGCGCUCAAACUUGAAGCCCUGAAAAUGGCUAUAUCAUAUGUAAUGACUACAUACAAUGUAAAUUUGUAUCAAGUCCUGCACCAAAAAUUAGCAGAAGUAACUACAGCAUUGAGUGUUCCAGAUGUAGCUGCUUCAGCAACUUCACAGGAUAUACCUGCAGUUGACAACUUGUGGAUGGAGAGUAGGUCCAAGAAGGCCGCUUUGAAGCUGGAAAAGUUGGACAACGAUUUGAAAAAUUAUAAAACCAACUCAAUUAAAGAAAGUAUUCGUAGGGGUCAUGACGAUCUUGGAGAUCAUUAUUUAGAUUGUGGUGAUUUGUCCAAUGCAUUGAAAUGUUACUCUAGAGCAAGAGAUUAUUGUACAAGUGGUAAACAUGUUGUAAACAUGUGCCUAAAUGUGAUAAAAGUGUCAGUGUAUUUACAGAAUUGGUCACAUGUUUUGAGCUAUGUUUCAAAAGCUGAGAGUACACCGGAUUUCUCAGAAACCCACACGAAAGAUUCUAAUCAAGUUAUUGUCACUAAAUUGAAAUGUGCCACUGGAUUGGCCGAGUUAGCUUCUAGGAAAUAUAAAUCGGCAGCUAAACACUUCCUGCAGGCCAAUAUUGAUCAUUGUGAUUUUCCUGAGUUGCUGUCUGCAAAUAAUGUAGCAAUGUAUGGGGGUCUCUGUGCUUUAGCCACCUAUGACAGACAUGAACUCCAAAAAAAUGUAAUUUUUAGUAGUUCUUUCAAGCUAUUUUUAGAAUUAGAGCCUCAGCUACGUGAUAUCAUCUUCAAAUUCUAUGAGUCAAAGUAUGCAUCUUGUUUGAAAUUACUUGAUGAAACUAAAGACAAUUUGUUGCUGGAUAUGUAUAUAGCACCACAUGUUAACACUUUGUAUACUCAAAUUCGAAAUAGGGCAUUGAUUCAGUACUUCAGUCCAUACUUGUCUGCAGAUAUGCACAAAAUGGCUUCUGCCUUUAAUAGAUCCGUUUCCGCUCUCGAAGACGAGCUGAUGCAACUUAUUCUGGAUGGUCAGAUCCAAGCUAGGAUAGAUUCUCAUAAUAAAAUCAUUUUCGCUAAAGAUGUGGAUCAACGCAGCACUACAUUUGAGAAAAGUUUACUCAUGGGGCAGGAGUAUCAGAGAAGGACGAGGAUGCUGAUAUUAAGAGCAGCUGUCUUGAAGAAUAAGAUACAAGUGAAGAGUCCUCAGCGCGACCCAGGGCAGGGUCCAGAAGUUAUUGUUGCUACUGGAACAACUUCAAUCCUGAGUGCACGCAUUUAACCGACUAUUUGUGACACAGUUUUGACUGUUGAUAUUUUUUGUAUUCUUCUAAAAAAUAUCUAGAUUUAGUAUAGUUAAGUGGCUUUUUUGAAUAUUCAAAUUAUAUGUAUAUAUUCAAUCA
Molecule: messenger RNA, 1720 nt
Organism: Leptinotarsa decemlineata (Colorado potato beetle)
Lineage: Eukaryota; Metazoa; Arthropoda; Insecta; Coleoptera; Chrysomelidae
Gene: CSN1b
Product: COP9 signalosome subunit 1b
Cellular component (GO): COP9 signalosome
Source: RefSeq, a predicted model, not a curated record